Phasianus colchicus (ring-necked pheasant) is the source of this 4045-nucleotide messenger RNA. RefSeq names its product potassium inwardly rectifying channel subfamily J member 5 (gene KCNJ5). Gene Ontology annotation, cellular component: plasma membrane. Gene Ontology annotation, molecular function: G-protein activated inward rectifier potassium channel activity. Gene Ontology annotation, biological process: potassium ion import across plasma membrane; regulation of monoatomic ion transmembrane transport. NCBI's taxonomy places the organism in Eukaryota, Metazoa, Chordata, Aves, Galliformes, Phasianidae. The record is from RefSeq and is a predicted model, not a curated record.
AUCCCGGGUGGAUUCCUUGCAGUUAAAUAGAGGAGCUGCCAGCAGUGCAUUGCAACUUCUGCAUUUUCUCCUGGGACAGCAGCAGCCUUACAGCACGCCCUGCUCUGCCAUCUGAGCACAGCACGGUGUGAUUGCAAAGAGAAGCAGCAGGAUGGUGUGGCUGCUCGUGAGCUGAUGCCUCAAGAGGGGAGAGGUGUCAUUUCUAGCUGAAUAAUGAGUGUUGGGAAAUACAGCUUUCUGCAAGCUCACAGACCAGCGGGAGCUGGGAGAAUCCACUUUAAACCCUUUCUCUAUUUGUAGAGAAAUCAGUGACAGGACAUGGUGCCAGCAGAUGGCAGUGCUUGUUAGCAGUUCCACUCGUGGCAAGAGAAGUAGGAUUUUACUCAAAAUGCAAAAGUUUUUAUUUGCAUUGCCUGGAACUGUGCUAGUUCCAACACGUGGGUGAGGCGGUGGUGCAGCUCAAAAUGGGAGAAUUAUCACCAGAUAGUGACCACUCUGGAAGACCCUUCCUCUGGGUGGGUAGGUGAGCUGCAUUGGAUAAAUAUGGGGGGGAUGUGACAAGAAAGGCUUUUCCUGACGUUGCCCACAUCAUAUCAGCUUUGCAGAGACUCUGUUCCUUUAUGGCUGCUGGCAGGACUGCCCUUUGCAGCACCAAGAUUCAUUCUGUGUCUUAUAAAGAGGUGAAAUAAGCAGAGUUGUGCUCCUAUGAAGCAUAUCCUUAUUGCUGUAUGGAAGCAGGAUGCAGCAACUCCUGGAAGGGAACGUUGUAAUUCUCAUGGCGACUGACUCCUGUGUUCUGUGAGUUAAUGCUUGGUUAGUUUAACUCUUUAUUAAAAAAUAUAUAUAUAUCACCAACAGCCACAACUGUUCACCUCAAACCAAAAUUUUAUGAGGAUCCUUCAUGUAUCAUAGGCACAUUCCUGAAAGGUAAAAUACGUGCUAAUGGGAGAACAAAGAGUGUUGCUAAUGAUUGUGAGCAGGCAGAAGAUCUAACGUAGGGAGACUCCAUUCCCAUACAGUAGGAUCAAAAUAGAAAUUUAUUUUAUAGAUGAUGCAUAAUUUUGAAGACGUUGAUUAUUGUUUCACAGCAGAAAAUGGAAACAAAUGCUGUCAGUUUCCAGUGCUACUGACACAUCCUUGUGUCACCAUGUGAUUUUGACAAGCUCUCUAUUCUGGCCCAGAAAACCUUCUGAGAAAGCACUUCUGAUGGGCUGUAAUGCAUGUGGCUCCUGAAAGAGGGAAUGAGGGAGGAGUGGAGGAUGAGAAGUAAGGAACAGAGCAGCAAAGCCUGAAGGCAACCUGCACUCGGGAGGCAGAUCUUACAUAUGCAGCUGGCCUGACAUUUGCUUUUCAGAAGAGGAAAUAUUUAUGAAGCUAGGGAGACAGUGUGGUAUUAUCAAUGAUAACAAGAAAGAAAAAAGCAUGUGUGCUCCCUGCUAAAUGCGCGGCUUCUGCAUCCUUCCCGUUCUGUUUUACGGCAAUCACUGAAUCUCAGGGCUUGGAAGGGACCUCUGGAGAUCAUCCAGUCCAGCCGCUGCUAAAGCAGGUUCCCUGCAGCAGGUUGCACGGGACCACCUUCGGUGUGUGUGAUUUAAAACAAUGGGUUUUCUUCUUUUCCCCACCCACUGGAAAGGGAAAAGGGGAAGAAAAGAAAACUCGCUCAGUAAUGCAGGAAAAAAGAAGCUGGGCACUGGGAGAGCAGAGAAGCAGGCGGCUGGGUGGAAAAGUAAGCCCGGGGCUCGGGGAAUUGGCGAGGAGGGCGAUGAGCACGCGGUGAUGGGCAGCGCAGCGCCUCGCCUUUUCCCAGGCACCGAAACCGCUCCAUCCCCCCUAUGCAAGGCAGCACUAAACCCCUCCCUCCGCGUCCCCUCCCGCCGCCUCUCCCUUCCCCUUUCCUGCUCGUUGCAAGGGAUGCUGCUCUUCUCCCUGCCCCGGGGGAGCUGCGUGCCGCCAGGACGUCAUUCCGGUCGGGAGGAGCUCCCCGUGUCAGCCCGACAGCGAGAGAGCCCAGCGCCCAGGGACGGGGGUGUACGAUUGUAACCGUGCGGUGCCACGUAAAUGUUUUGUGAUGCCGGGCAGAGGGAGGGAAGGAGGAGACGGCUCCGGGAUCAGAAGAGCACCGCAGCUUGUUGGUGAUGGCAUGGAUCGGCCGCUCCCCCAGCAGCUGCCUCUCGGUGCGGUCACCGCCCGGCGUCCCCGAAGUGCCGCGGCACGAGACUGAUGCGGAGCUGCUCUCAGCAACCCAGCCAUGGCCAGAGAUUCUAGGAUCUUCAUGAACCAGGACAUGGACAUCGGAGUUGCAUCCAGAGAGCCUAAGAAGAUUCCCAAGCAGGCUCGGGAUGACGUUCCCAUUGCCACCGACCGAACCCGGCUCAUAACAGCAGAAGGUAAGAAGCCACGGCAGCGAUACAUGGAGAAAAGUGGCAAGUGCAACGUGCACCAUGGGAACGUCCAAGAAACCUACAGAUACCUGAGUGACCUCUUCACUACGCUGGUGGACCUCAAAUGGCGUUUCAAUCUUCUUGUCUUCACUCUGGUCUAUACCAUCACUUGGUUGUUUUUUGGGUUCAUAUGGUGGCUCAUCGCCUAUAUCCGGGGAGACCUGGACCAUCUUGAAGAUGAAAACUGGAUCCCUUGUGUUGAAAAUCUCAGUGGAUUUGUUUCUGCGUUUCUCUUUUCUAUUGAAACUGAGACUACAAUUGGGUAUGGCUACAGGGUUAUAACAGAGAAGUGCCCGGAGGGCAUUGUGCUGCUCCUGAUCCAGGCUAUUCUGGGCUCCAUUGUCAACGCGUUCAUGGUGGGAUGCAUGUUUGUCAAGAUCAGCCAACCAAAGAAGAGAGCUGAAACCCUCAUGUUUUCUAACAAUGCAGUGAUUUCCAUGAGGGAUGAGAAGCUCUGUCUCAUGUUUCGUGUUGGAGACCUCCGCAAUUCGCACAUUGUCGAGGCUUCCAUCAGAGCCAAACUGAUUAAGUCCAAACAGACCAAAGAGGGAGAGUUCAUCCCCUUGAACCAAACAGACAUCAAUGUGGGGUUUGACACUGGAGAUGACAGAUUGUUCCUGGUGUCACCUCUUAUCAUCUCACAUGAAAUCAAUGAGAAAAGCCCCUUCUGGGAGAUGUCCCGCACCCAGCUGGAGAAGGAAGAGUUUGAGAUUGUGGUCAUUCUGGAAGGAAUGGUGGAAGCAACAGGGAUGACUUGCCAGGCUCGCAGCUCCUACAUGGACACAGAGGUGCUGUGGGGACAUCGCUUCACUCCCGUCCUCACCCUGGAGAAGGAUUUUUACGAAGUUGACUACAACAGCUUCCACAGCACUUACGAAACCAACACUCCUGUGUGCUGUGCCAAAGAGCUGGCUGAGUCCCGCAGGGAAGGCCAGCUCCUCAGCAGCAUCUCCAGUGCCACUGUCCUGGGUGGAGGGAGAGAAGCAGAGACGGCGAGAGGGGACGAAGAGGAAGAGGAAGAAGACAGGGAGCCAGCAGCAUUCAGUGGAGCCAAUGGAACAGCGGGAGAGGUGAAAGAAAAUCUGCCUGUAUAACACGUGAGCUGCUGGGCAGUCAAAACCCACACACAAAGCAAGAGAGGAAUUGACUGCGAGUCAGAGACCUGAGGUUUAUAUCCAGAUCUCUGCUGCUUGAUCUUGGCAAGUCACUGCACAGCACCGUGCCUCAGUUUCCCUCCCCUUUUAACUGUAUGGUGAGGUUCUGAGCUUUGCACUCAUUUGCAAAGCAUUUGGAUCUCUGUGGACAAGGCUCACUAAAUGCAAUCACAGUUACAAUUGAAACCCCCACCAGUAGUUGUUUCAAAAAAUGUUCAUUGGACAUUCAAAACCUAUCUCCCCUUGCAAGGGUAUUUACAAAGGUAAAGAUCUAGAAGCUCCCAUCUCAGUAUGAAGAAUGUGUUUUCAUGCCUUCACUUAACUUGUGAGUGGAUGUGUUGUAGAUAUUGUUACUGCUUAAAUAAAAGAAAACCAAAAAACCUCUCUUGUACAUCUUGGAGUUUUUGUUUCGUGACUUUUGCGAAUAGAGCUUAGUUGGUGCUCUGCUCC